GUAUUAAACUGACCACAUGAUAAACCAUUCAAAGUCAUUGUUCAAACUUCCUCAAAUUCUUCAGUGAAUUCCCCAAAUCCCCCGUAGCCUCUCAAUCCUUAAAAUCUCUUCACGUUUAAUAAAGAUCCCAUUUUUACACUUCUGGGUUUUCAAUUCAUUGCUCUUCCGUUCAAGAAAUCUGGUCUAAUUUCUGUUUUCCUCCUUCCGGUCAUGGCGAAAAGAUGUGGUUUUUGCUUCAUUUUGAUUUCUCUCUUGCUGAUUUCUUCUGGGUUUUUGGUUUCUGGGGGAUUGACCCAAAAUUUCAUGAAUCUGAACUCGAACUCUUCUUCAUCUGGGAUUGAAAUGCCCCAGCACCCAAGUUUCAAUGCUGUUUCUUCGUCUUCAAACUCAGGUUGCAGCUUUGUGACGCCCAGAAAGUCAACCACCCAUUCCCUUCACUCUCCGGAGCUUGGCUCCGUCGGAGACGGCGAUUCGGAGCCGGUGAAGUUCCAUCUCCGGCACAGAUCGGACGGCCAGGAACCGACGGGGAAAAAAAAUUCGGUCUUUGAGUCAACCACGAGGGACUUUUCAAGAAUCCAGACAUUACACACGAGGAUAGCAGAGAAGAAGAACCAGAACACAGUUUCAAGAAUCAAGAAUCCCAGUCCUUCCGGUGACCGGACGGCUGAAUUCUCGCCGGGAUCUUUGAACUCCGGCCAGUUGAUGGCCACUAUAGGCUCCGGGGUGAGUCUAGGGUCAGGGGAGUACUUCAUGGAUGUGUUUGUGGGCACACCUCCCAAACACUUCUCUCUGAUUCUUGACACUGGAAGUGACCUUAAUUGGAUCCAAUGUGUCCCUUGUUUGGAUUGCUUUGAGCAAAAGGGUCCUUACUAUGACCCAAAGGACUCCAAAUCCUACAGGAACAUAAGCUGCAAUGACCCUAAAUGCCACCUCGUUUCGUCCCCCGACCCUCCGAUCCCCUGCGAUUCCGCCUCCCAAACGUGCCCUUACUACUAUUGGUACGGCGACAGUUCAAACACGACCGGCGAUUUCGCGCUCGAGACGUUCACCGUCAACCUCACGACCCGGGCCGGAACGCCCAAGGUCAAGAGGGUGGAGAACGUCUCGUUCGGAUGCGGCCAUUGGAACAGGGGACUGUUCCAUGGGGCCGCAGGGUUGUUGGGGCUAGGGAGGGGACCGCUUUCAUUCGCCUCCCAGCUCCAAUCCCUCUAUGGCCACUCUUUCUCAUAUUGUUUGGUUGAUAGGAAUAGCAACUCAAGCAUUAGUAGCAAGUUAAUAUUUGGGGAGGACAAGUCAAUAUUGAGUCACCCACAAUUGAACUUCACCUCAUUGGUCAACCGGGACGAAAACCCAGUCGAGACAUUCUACUAUUUGAAGAUCAAGUCCGUCCUGGUGGGCGGGGAAGCGGUCCGGGUCCCGGAGGAGACGUGGGACCUCUCGCCCGAAGGGGCAGGAGGGACCAUCAUUGACUCUGGAACUACUCUGAGCUACUUUGCGGACCCCGCGUAUGACAUCAUCAAGAAUGCCUUCAUUAAGAAGGCGGGAAACCGGUACCCGGUCGUCAACGAUUUCCCGAUACUCGAACCGUGUUACAACGUGUCGGGGUCCGGGGUGAUCGAUUUGCCGUCGUUCGGCAUCGUGUUCGCGGACGGGGCGGUUUGGAAUUUUCCGGUCGAGAAUUACUUCAUCCGGAUCGAACCGGAAGAGAUUGUUUGCUUGGCCAUUCUUGGGACUCCUCGCUCCGGUUUGUCUAUCAUUGGGAAUUAUCAGCAACAGAAUUUUCACAUAAUGUAUGACACUAAGAAGUCCAGGCUUGGUUUUGCACCAACAAAAUGUGCUGAAGCCUAAUGUUUAUUUAUUUGUUUGUUUGAAAAUUGGGGAGCAUAUUUUUGGGUGGGUAAAAAACUGUAAAAAUUUGGGGGCACUAAAUCUAAAACUAAUGUGGAUACAGAAUACAGAAAUCUUGUAUUUUUUUUAUUUUUUAUUUAUAAAUUUUGUAAUGUUUGACAAAGGAACAUGUUGACAGCUUCUGUUAUUAUAGAAAUAAAUACGGUGUUGAAAU
Molecule: messenger RNA, 2062 nt
Organism: Cuscuta campestris
Lineage: Eukaryota; Viridiplantae; Streptophyta; Magnoliopsida; Solanales; Convolvulaceae
Source: the annotation of a GenBank genome assembly